AUGUCCCUCACAAAUAACAGGUCAAUUGCUUACUCUGGAUGCAUAGCUCAGGUUUUCUUUUUUUUCUUCUUUGCAGCCACAGAUCUUUCACUCCUAAAUAUAAUGGCUUAUGACCGCAAUGUUGCUAUCUGCAACCCACUCCACUAUGAGAGAAUCAUGCACAAGGAAGCCUGCCUUCAGAUGGUAGCUUUUGGGUGGCUUGCUGGUCUUCUUUAUGCCACAUUGCACACUUGUGGCACCUUUGCAAACACCUUCUGUUCCAAUAUUGUCAGUCAGUACUUCUGUGAAAUCCCACAGUUAUUAAAGAUUGCCUGCUCUGAUAUAUACUUAAUUGAAGUUGGGUUCAUUGUGUUAGGUUGUAAUAUAGCAGUAGGAUGCUUUAUAUUCAUCAUCAUAACAUAUGUGAAGAUCUUUUCUGCAGUGUUCAGGAUCCCCUCUGUACAUGGUCAGAAGAAAGCCGUCUCCACCUGCCUUCCUCACCUGGCUGUUGUCUCUUUGCUCAUAUUCAGUGCAAUAUUUGACUAUGCGAAGCCUCCCAGUGACACUUCUGUUCUGGACAUAACCUUUGCUGUGAUAUAUACUAUACUUCCUCCCAUGCUAAAUCCAUUCAUCUAUAGUAUGAGAAACAAAGACAUCAAGGUUGCUUUAAUGAAAUUGCUGGAUUUUGAACAUUCCUCUGUAACAUGA
This is a messenger RNA of Varanus komodoensis (Komodo dragon), 687 nucleotides long. Its product is annotated as olfactory receptor 14A16-like. Lineage: Eukaryota; Metazoa; Chordata; Lepidosauria; Squamata; Varanidae. Gene Ontology annotation, biological process: G protein-coupled receptor signaling pathway. The transcript has a single exon. Gene Ontology annotation, molecular function: odorant binding; olfactory receptor activity. Gene Ontology annotation, cellular component: membrane. The annotation marks the transcript as partial. The record is from RefSeq and is a predicted model, not a curated record.